AUGGUAGAGAGGGAGCUGGUAGCCCAAACUUGUCGUAAGAGACAAGCGGGAUGCCCCAUGUACUACACGCCUGAUGGCAGUCCAUCCCAAGGAUGGGCGACCUGUCCAGCGGGGGUGUCCAAGACCCCCAUCGUUGAGACAGAGGAACAUCGGGUCCAGGACAUUGACCCGGGUUCCACACCCCUGUUGGAGCCAGGGGGAUUCGCUGGGUCCGACGUCGUCUGA
Messenger RNA from Acanthoscelides obtectus, 225 nucleotides. The record is from the annotation of a GenBank genome assembly. NCBI's taxonomy places the organism in Eukaryota, Metazoa, Arthropoda, Insecta, Coleoptera, Chrysomelidae.